ACGGUUAUUAUAUUCCUAUUUAAAGACAUGAUGAUACUCAUCAUGAGAUUUCCAUUAAAUACAAUAGUAAAAUUGUAUGUACUGCAGCAUUAGAUUUGUUUUUAAUUUAAUAGCUACGCGUAAUGACGACAAAACCAUCGUAUCCAAGCGUUGUGCGUAACGUUCCAUUGAGAAGAAGAGCAAAAGAUGGCGAGCUCAAAUAAUCCACGCAAAUUUAGCGAAAAAAUCGCUUUACAUAAUCAGAAACAGGCAGAGGAGACUGCAGCUUUCGAGGAGGUGAUGAAAGACCUAAACAUUACCAGAGCUGCUCGGUUGCAGUUACAGAAGACCCAGUAUUUGCAACUAGGGCAGAUUCGUGGACAGUACUGUGGAGGCUCACUGCCCAAUGUCAAUCAGAUUGGAAAUAGCAACAUUGACCUGCCUUUUCAGAACUCUGCUUUGGACACCAGUCGGUCUACCAGGCAUCACGGGCUGGUGGACCGUGUUUACCGCGAUCGGAGCCGCAUCACCUCCCCUCACCGCCGGCCCCUCUCUGUGGACAAACAUGGCCGCCAGAUUGACAGCUGCCCCUAUGGCUCGGUCUACCUCUCGCCCCCUCCGGAUACCAGUUGGAGGAGGACAAACUCAGACUCAGCCCUACAUCAGAGCGCCAUGAACCCUGUGCCCCAGGACUCGUUUGCUGGCGGAUCACAAGAGCUCCAGCCUAAAAGGGUGCUGCUGCUUACAGUUCCUGGGACUGAGAAGGCUGAAUCCGAAGCAGAUAAGGAAACGCAGUGGGAUAACAAAAAGAAUGACUCAUCAAGGACCAAGUCCUGUGAAGUGCCUGGGAUCAAUAUAUUUCCAUCACCCGAUCAGGAAGUGAACACGUCAUUGGCCCCAGCCACGCUCAACACAGGAGGCUCCCUGCCUGAUCUGACCAACAUCCAGUUCCCCCCACCGCUACCUACUCCACUGGACCCGGACGAUAUUGUGGCGUUUCCUUCCCUUAGCUCCAGCACAGGCAGUCUAACCACCAACCUAACCCAGCUUGGCAUCAGUGCUGCCAGUCACGGUAUCACCACCACCCCUCAGCCCACCAUGACGGUAACUGGCCAGCGUCGACAGCCUGCGCUGAUUCCCCUAACGCUCAACGCAGACGCCCAACCACUGCCGUCCCCACAGCAGCUCUCACCCACCCUGACGCCCCCUCUUAACAUCCAGGCCGUGGCGAUGGACGCACUGACCCUGGAGCAGCAGUUAUCCCAGUACGCAUUCUUCAGCCAGCUGACGGCCCAGGCGCAGGCCCAGGUGCUCAGUGACCUUCAGCAGCAGCAGGCCCUGCCCCCGGGUAUCAGGCUGAUCACCCUCCCCUUGGCCCCCGCCCCCGCCGCCACACAGUCCUCCCCGGGCAGCCAGGUGCAGACCACCACCAGCAUCAACCUUAACUCGUAUCGCAAUCAGACCGGCUCUCCGGCCAAUCAGUCUCCAACCUCACCAGGCUCCAAUCAAGGCUUCUCCCCUGGAGGCUCGCCUCAAAACUUUGAAUAUCCCACUCCGAUCAGUCCCCUGACAUCUCCUGGUUCUCAGUCUGUUACGCGGACAGGACGGAAAAACACUACGCACAUUCCAGUGGUGGGCAGUAUUUUUGGGGAUUCAUUCUACGAUCAACAGUUAGCGUCCAGGCAGACCAAUGCGCUCUCACACCAGCUGGAGCAGUUCAACAUGAUUGAGAACCCGAUCAGCUCCAACAGCCUGUACAGCCAGUGCUCCACCCUAAACUACACACAGGCAGCCAUGAUGGGCCUGACAGGGAGCAGCCUGCACGACUCCCAGCAGCUGGGCUACAGUAGCCAUGGCAACAUCCCAAACAUCAUCCUCACAGUCACAGGCGAGUCUCCGCCCAGCCUUUCUAAGGAGUUAACUAACUCGCUGGCCGGCGUUGGGGAUGUCAGCUUUGAUGCGGAUUCGCAGUUCCCAUUGGACGAGCUGAAGAUUGACCCACUCACCCUGGAUGGACUGCAUAUGCUCAAUGACCCUGACAUGGUUCUGGCUGACCCAGCCACUGAGGACACUUUCAGAAUGGACAGGCUGUGAUGUAAAGUCCUGAUUGUGGCCAGGCAAUAAAAUAACCCUGGGACGAAUGGGGAAACGAGGCAUUGUGGGGGGUGAAUCAUCUCCCCAGUUGCAUGGCCGUUCAUCUACUCAACCUCAUGCGCAAGUCCUGAAAAUAUUUGCCACCAAAUGCCAUUGUGUAGGAGGACAUGCAGUGGUUUGUUGGUGUAGGCAGUGGCAUUGCUAUCAUUUCCAGUUAGAUUGUUGGCUGGUCAGAGCUUUGCUAGCCUGCUGCAUUAACUUUAUAUCAUUAUUUACCAUAUUUCGAAGUGUCGCAGUUGAGAAAAGAUUUGAUAUCUUUUCACGAUUAUUUUGUUUAGUUUUAUUUUAUUUUUUUAACACAGAUCUACAUUUUGCGUUUUAAAAACAAAACAAAAAGAAAACACUAGGACAGUGUGCUGCCCCAUACCUGUUCAAAUUCAUAAGGAUUCUCUUAAACCUACCUACCUACCAUAACAGCUUUAUACUUCACACAAAGCUUUAUUUUUUUGUGACUACCAAAUGUAAAUGUACUGGGUGUAUGUUGGAAUGUGUUCAAUGUUUAAAUGUAUGUAUGUUUAUUUAUUUAAAUAUUUAAUAAUUCAGUUGAAUGUAUUUUUUUAUGUAGCAUUUUCCUAUGUUUGAGUUUGAUGCCAAAAUUGCUCUGCUGUGGCUGUAUUGUACAAUCUGCAAUGAUGUUAUUUAUGUGUCUAUUUAUGAAUUGCUAACCUACAUAUUUAUAUAUUUAUUUAGCUACUCUUAACAUGAGUACAAAUCCUCCCCAUAUUUGCUUAGAAGCCGGCUAUAAAAUCUUGCUAUAUGGAAUCAAAUGCCUCUUAAAAUUGUGCAUCCUAUUCAAUAUUUUAAGUGUUUUUUUCACUUACAUGGGCCCGUAGUCGUUUUUCUUGUGCCAACUCAGUCUUACGUUUGCCAUAAGUAAUGCAUUUACAGUACAGAGUUACCUUUAGCUCCUGAUGAGAUUUACUCAAAUAUGACAAUUAAAACAAAUGCCAAUUUCCCAAACUAAGGUGGCCAUAUUUCUCUUUUGCCCAUGAAAAUCUAUAUCCAGAUUGAAUGCAUCCUAAAUACCUGAAGGGUAGAAACUCCUCAGAAACAUAUUGAACUUGUCACUGUGAGAUCACCUGAUUUUGCCUUACAUAUUGAGUAUUAUACUGUUUUUAAGUGUAUCUAAUGUGACCGUGUAGUUUUUUUUUUUACAUCAUGUAACAUGUUCUUCUAUUUGAGAGGAAUUUUAACUCUUAGUAACAAAAUGUGUUUGUGUAGUGUAAAGUUUGACAAAUCACUGUACUGUAUUUUGUACUGGUACACUUUCUAACCAAGUUAUUGAUGUUUUGUAAAAAAAAAAAAAAAAAAAAGAGAAAAAAAAAACAGGGGAAACGGACAUGUUGGAUUAUAGUUGGUGUUGAAGAGUGCAAAUAUGAGGAGGGUUUCUGCUCCUUAAAGGGGAACUGACAAAAAUGCAUAGUAAAUGAUUUUGUGCUUCUUACCUAAGAUUUUGGUAGACAAUAGUGAUAAAGUAGUAAUGUUACUGAUCUUAAUUAAAAUGUACUUCUUCCCUCCAGAUUAGGGCUGGUAGAAAAGCGAUCUGAACCUUUCAAUUUUAUGCACACAGUGAAAUUUGUACCUUUCUAUAAUUUGUAUGUUACUGAUUCAUAUUGUAACACUGUUUCGGUAGUUGAUUAGCACAUUUUUAUGCUCAAGGUAGCAGUAAAUGUCAACCAUCUAUUUGUUUGGUAAUCAACACUAUCAUCCUUUAGUUUUUCGGUUCACCUUUAAAAUGUUGAUGCUGUAGCUGUCCGGGAUCAUGUUUCCAUGGACGGUGUAUUUUAUAUAUACACCAUCUAUACUGUGUGUGUGUAUACACAUACAUACACACACACACAUAUAU
Molecule: messenger RNA, 3979 nt
Organism: Esox lucius (northern pike)
Lineage: Eukaryota; Metazoa; Chordata; Actinopteri; Esociformes; Esocidae
Gene: crtc1b
Product: CREB regulated transcription coactivator 1b
Exons: 15
Coding region: 187-2073 (628 amino acids)
Biological process (GO): positive regulation of transcription by RNA polymerase II; protein homotetramerization
Cellular component (GO): nucleus; cytoplasm
Molecular function (GO): cAMP response element binding protein binding
Source: RefSeq, a predicted model, not a curated record